Macrosiphum euphorbiae (potato aphid) is the source of this 477-nucleotide messenger RNA. The record is from the annotation of a GenBank genome assembly. Lineage: Eukaryota; Metazoa; Arthropoda; Insecta; Hemiptera; Aphididae.
AUGUAUAGUCCGACCGCAGUUGUCACCGAGGUGCACACGGACGCUAGCUCCAAAGGUUUGUCAGGCAUACUGCUGCAAGGUGAUAAACAAUCGAGUUUGAAAAUUGUGUAUCACGUGAGUGAAAGGACAACUCGACCAGAAUCAAAUUAUCACUCGAGUCAACUCGAGUCGUAUGCCAUAAUAUGGACUCUUAAUCGCCUACGCCUGUUUCUGCUCGGGAUACGUUUCACUGUCGUGACAGACUGUCAAGCUCUCACUUACCUUGACGUCAAUAAGACAACCAAGCCGCCGGGAGACAAGCGAAGAGAGUCCAGAUUCCGAUUCACCAAGCCACGGGGAGACAAGCGAAGAGGAUUCAGAUCCUACCCCAGGCGACCCGAUCCAAUGGAAUGUCCCGGAGGACACCCCAGGCAACCCAAACCAACCAAAAGGUUCAGGAAGCCUCCCACCCGUUACAAAGAUUAUAUAAUGAAUUGA